AUGGCGCAAGCGGAGUAUAUAGGUCUGUUACUUGUGCCGAAGAUGGACUUAAUUUCCCUAGCUACAGGAAAAAAGUUUGAAGAGCAUUAUGCGAAACUCCAUCGGCAAAAUGUAGAAAACUUGUCAAUUGAUCACCGAAGCUUUGAUCCUUCUAUAUCAAAGACUUCUUCAGAUGAACUUGACAAAGAGCAAUGGUUCUUGGAUGUCAUGCAAAUAAAUAAAAGCGAUAAUGUAAUUGAAGAGAAGAUGCAUGAAAAAGAAAACAAAGAUUACCUUGUUACUUGGGAUGGCCCUCAGGAUGCACUAAAUCCAAAAAAUUGGUCCAACAUGAAUAAAUGGUGGAUAAUUAUUCAGAUUUGUAUUAUAACUAUGCCUGUUACAUUUUCUUCUAGCGUCUACUCCACGGGAAUUUCUGAGGUGGUGAAAGUUUUUCAUGCAUCCAUCCCUGUCGCAUCUCUAGGCACGUGUACUUAUUUGGUAGGCUUCUCCAUGGGUUCUUUACCCUUUGCACCUUUAAGCGGCAUUUAUGGAAGAUUUAUUGUUUACCUUAUUACUCUUAUAGUAUUUACUUUACUUCAAAUAGGUGGUGGUGUUGCUCAAAAUGUCUGGACAUUAGCUAUAAUUCGAUAUUUUCAAGGUUUUUUUGGUAGCACUCCCCUAGCCAACUGCGGAGGAACCGUUAGCGAUAUAUAUAGUCCAGUUGAGUAUACUUUUACUGUUCCCAUUCUUUGUGCUUUUCCCUUCCUUGGACCAGUCAUAGGUCCUAUUAUAGGUGACUUUAUUUCGCAAAGCUACCUCGGAUGGAGAUGGACAUUUUGGAUAACCAUGAUAUUUUCAGGUUCUGUAGCUUUGCUCGUUAUUUUUACUCUUCCUGAAACGCAUGCCGACACAAUUCUUUACUACAAAGCUCGUUACCUUCGUAAAGUGACAGGAAACCCUUUAUGGUAUACAGAGAAUGAAAAGCAACGUGAUCCCAAAAGAGCAAUUGUACGAGCGUUCACAAAUUCUAUUUCAUUGCUAAUAUCGGAACCGAUCGUUGUUUGUUUCACCAUUUAUGUAACUAUACUUUUCGCUAUUGUUUACAUCAACUUUGAGAGCUAUCCCAUUGUGUAUUCCCAGUAUGGUUUCAAUCAGGGUGAACAGGGUCUUUCUUUUAUUGGUAUCGGUAUUGGUAUUCUUUUGGCCACUUCCUCCACUCCCAUUAUAUAUUAUUAUUAUUCCAAAAACUACAAAAAGAUGAAUGGAAAUGUGCCCCCGGAGUAUCGAUUAUAUCCACUUUUUAUUGGGUGCUUUCUUUUACCCAUUGGCUUGUUUUGGUUUGCCUGGACGUGUUACCCCCAUAAAAUACACUGGAUAGUUCCUUUAAUUUCUAGUAUCUUUUUUGGGGCAUCACUGCUACUUAUAUUUUCAGUCAUGUUUACCUACUUUAUCGAUACUUAUCGCUCUCUGGCACCGAGUGCGCUUGCCGCUGCGACGCUUGUACGCUACUCGGCUAGUGGAGGAAUGACUUUAGUCGCACGACCCAUGUACCAUAAUUUGGGUGAUCAUUGGGCUACGACACUGCUUGGCUUUAUAUCAGCUGCUAUGAUUCCCAUUCCUUUUGUGUUUUUUAGGUAUGGAAAGACCAUACGUUCGCACAGUAAAUAUGCCUACAAAGGAUAA
Molecule: messenger RNA, 1662 nt
Organism: Schizosaccharomyces cryophilus OY26
Lineage: Eukaryota; Fungi; Ascomycota; Schizosaccharomycetes; Schizosaccharomycetales; Schizosaccharomycetaceae
Product: MFS transporter
Exons: 2
Coding region: 1-1662 (553 amino acids)
Biological process (GO): transmembrane transport
Molecular function (GO): transmembrane transporter activity
Source: RefSeq, a predicted model, not a curated record